AUGACAAACUUCGGACGCAUGCUGACGAACAUCGAAUUCUCGUACAAAAGCAACAAUGACUAUAGCCUUCAGCUGACUCGUUGGUUUUUAAUCCCGAUCGCAGCUUGGCCACAUGCGAGCACUUCGACGACAAUAGACAGAGUCUCACGAGUGCAUAUUCUCGCUUGCAUUUUCUUGAUAACGAUCAUCAUGGUGCCGUGUUUGUUGUAUGUAUCACUGGAAGAGAAAGAUGUCCAGAUGAAACUGAUCGCCAUGGGUCCGUUGAGUCACUGGAUUAUGGGCAUGAUUAAUUAUUGGCUGCUGCUAACGCGCAGCGGUGAUAUUCGUGAAUGUGUUCAGCACAUGGAGAUGGACUGGAAACUAGCACGUAAAAUUGAUGAUCAAGGAGUGAUGUUGCGAUAUGCGAAAAUCGGUCGCUUUGUUGCCGGAUUCUGCGCAAUUUUCAUGCAAAGCGGCACAUUUCUCUUCACCAUUGCUAAAGCGAUGACAUCCGUGCCUGUUGUCAUUGGCAAUGACACCACGUCGAUGCACCCGAUGACCUGCCCGAUUUAUAGCAAGUUCAUCGACACGAGAUUCAGCCCUGCGAAUGAAAUUAUGCUUGUAGUGCAGUUGGUGUCGUGUUUUAUAGUGAAUUCGGUUACAGUGGGCGCGUGCAGUCUCGCUGCGGUUUUCGCUAUGCACGCUUAUGGGCAGUUGAGUAUGUUGUUCUCAUGGUUGAACGAACUUGUUAACAAAGAUAAAAGAAACGAGUUCGCGGAGCAAAGACUGGCCGCCAUCGUAGAGCAUCACUUGAGAGUGUUGAGUUUUAUAUCGCGUAUGGAGAAUAUUAUGCAAUAUAUCUGUCUUGUGGAAUUGGUGGGAUGUACGAUGAAUAUGUGUUUACUUGCAUAUUAUGCUAUUACGAAUUGGAAUGAUUUUGACGGAGCGAAAAUAACGUCGUAUGUUAUGGUAUACGUAUCUAUGGCUUUUAAUAUUUUUAUAUUUUGCUAUAUCGGCGAGAUUCUCACGGAACAGUGCAAAAAUGUCGGCGAAAAAGCAUACAUGACGAAUUGGUAUGAAUUAUCGCACAAGACUGCUCUUGGUCUCGUUUUGAUAAUAGCACGAUCGAGCAAUGUUAUCAAAAUAACAGCAGGAAAAUUAUUUCAAUUAUCUAUCGCAACUUUUGGUGAUGUAAUUAAAACUUCUGUGGUAUACUUGAAUAUAUUAAGAACGAUGACACACUCCACAUAACCAAUAUUAAAUUAGGAAAGGUAAAAUAUAUAUUUUAUAUAGAACAAAUGCAAUACCGUUUCAAGAUGGAAGAAAUAUUUAAUAAAUAGAAUAAACCACUAUGAAUGCCAUUAAAUAUAUAUGUGUUUCUCAUUACGUUAUUUAAAAGCAUAUAUUGGCUAUAUUGAUUUUAGCUUAAGAUAAUUAUUUGAAAUUUCAAUAAAAUUGUUUGUCAUAAGAUCAUACUUAUCUCACGAGUUUGUAGAAUGGUUAUUAUAUUUAUAGUAAAGUAAAUAUGAGAGAGAGACUCGUAAUGAAGGAUAUGUGAACAAAUUAAAUAACUUUUCUGAUAAUGCUUUACUGUGCUUCUUGAGCUUACAUAAUUUAUAUGUUUUAAUGGCUAACCUUGUCUUUCUCUAACGCAUCCCGUUGUAGGACCGUUUAUAUUGAUAAUCGUAGGACUCUUUCCGUUUGUCCCUAUUUACAACAUUACUAUAGUUGA
This is a messenger RNA of Odontomachus brunneus, 1711 nucleotides long. RefSeq names its product odorant receptor 82a-like. Lineage: Eukaryota; Metazoa; Arthropoda; Insecta; Hymenoptera; Formicidae. Gene Ontology annotation, cellular component: plasma membrane. Gene Ontology annotation, biological process: detection of chemical stimulus involved in sensory perception of smell; sensory perception of smell. The coding region runs from base 1 to 1230 and encodes 409 amino acids. The record is from RefSeq and is a predicted model, not a curated record. Gene Ontology annotation, molecular function: olfactory receptor activity; odorant binding. The transcript is spliced from 5 exons.